AUUACUUUUUUAUUCGUUUUCACUUUUGUUAGCUCUUUUGUAACAACUAAUAAUAAUAGACAAAAGUCUUGUAUCACUCAAGGAUGAAAUAUCACGGGAUUAAACUAUUGAAGCUUGAUUUUUAACCACUAAACAAAUAUUUGAAGACGUAAUCCGUUAAAACACUGGAUUAGAAGAGAAUUAGGACAAAUUCAAUUCAAUUUUAUCGAAGAAUCAGCAGAUUAGACUGUUGUUUAUCCACCACGUGUAUAAAAGAGAUUCUGCUCUCGAUACCUCAGUAGAUAUCGCAAUGAAAGUGCCAGUACUGAUAGUACUAGCCCUCGUGGGCUUGUCUAGUGCCAAAUACGAGGGCUACAAAGUUUACAAAUUCGUAACAAAAACGCACCUCCAGAAUGUGUAUCUCCAGUCUUUGGAAGCAAUCCCAGACUUCGAUUUCUGGUCGAAAAUUAACACAGUGGGUAACCCAGUCACCGUCAUGGUACCACCGCGAUUUCAAACAAAAAUUGAGGAUUAUUUAAAACUCAACAAUCUUGAAUUUAGCAUUGAAAUCGAAAAUGUUGGAAGCGCCAUCCACGCUGAAAAACACUACCACAAAUCGAGACAAGCUUUAGGUUUGGGAAAAAUUACUUUUGACCAAUAUUUACGCCACGCUGAGAUUAAUGCUUAUUUGGCCCAACUGGCUAAAGACUACCCCGACACUGUCAUUCUAGAAACAAUCGGGCAGUCGUACGAAAAACGCGACAUGAACCUAGUCCGGAUUUCCUCCGGGCCUAGAGACCCCCCAAAGCCGGUGAUUUUCGUCGAUGCCGGCAUCCACGCCCGCGAGUGGAUCGCCCCAGCCGUGGCCCUCUACCUGAUAAACCAACUGGUGGAGAACCCCUCCAACAGUAACCUUCUCGAAGCCGUGGACUGGAUCGUCCUCCCGAGCGUCAACCCCGACGGUUACGAGUUCACCUGGACCGGAGACCGCCUCUGGCGCAAGACCCGCUCGCCAGGGACCGUCUGCUUCGGCUGCGACCCUAAUCGCAACUUUGGGUUCCACUGGAUGGAGGCUGGGGCCAGUAGCUGGGAAUGCUCGGACACCUACGCCGGAAAGGAGGCGUUCUCGGAGGUGGAGGCGAGGAAUUUGAGAGACUACUUGGCCAAGACUGCGAAUAUCAAGGCCUAUUUGACACUGCAUAGCUAUGGGCAAUAUUUGCUCUACCCGUGGGGCUAUGGGGAUGUUCUCUGUGACAAUUGGAAGGAAUUGGACGACUUGGGGCAUAAAGUAGACGAUGCUAUAAGUUCGGUUAAUGGGACAAGAUACACUAUUGGUAGUUCGACCCAAGUUUUGUAUGCCGCAGCUGGGGCUAGUGACGACUGGGCCAUGGGUGGUGCUGGGAUCGAUAUUGUCUAUACCAUUGAGUUGCCAGGGGGUGGGAACUAUGGGUUUGAUUUGCCGGCCUCAAGGAUUAAGGGGGUGGUAGCCGAAACGUUCGAAGGAUUUAAAGUGUUUGCGGACUAUGUCGCAAAAAAUAGAAAAUAGAUAAACCAUUUGAAAGUGAACUUUUAAGAGGAAUAAAAUAAACUAUUUGGUACAAAAA
This is a messenger RNA of Tribolium castaneum (red flour beetle), 1583 nucleotides long. Its product is annotated as carboxypeptidase A. Gene Ontology annotation, molecular function: metallocarboxypeptidase activity; zinc ion binding. Bases 290 to 1525 code for a protein of 411 amino acids. The transcript is spliced from 2 exons. The record is from RefSeq and is a predicted model, not a curated record. Gene Ontology annotation, biological process: proteolysis. Lineage: Eukaryota; Metazoa; Arthropoda; Insecta; Coleoptera; Tenebrionidae.